This is a messenger RNA of Elaeis guineensis (African oil palm), 1051 nucleotides long. RefSeq names its product B-box zinc finger protein 32. The record is from RefSeq and is a predicted model, not a curated record. NCBI's taxonomy places the organism in Eukaryota, Viridiplantae, Streptophyta, Magnoliopsida, Arecales, Arecaceae. Gene Ontology annotation, molecular function: zinc ion binding.
CAUCUUCCCUCCCAACCCUCCUCCUUCCUCCUCGGGAUCUCUUCCCCUCCGUUUCCCCCCAUAUCCCGUUUCCCCCGCCUCGUAUCUCUCUCUCUUUCUAUAUAUAGCCUCGAACCCUCUUCUCGCUCUUUCACGCUUGCCGGUUAGGUUUAGGUAGAACUAGGGUUAGGGUUAGAGUUUGGAGGGGAUCGAUGAAGGGACGGCGGCGCUGCGAGCUGUGCAAGGGCAUCGCCGCCGUGUACUGCGAGGCGGACGCGGCGUUCCUCUGCUGGCCCUGCGACGCCCGCGUCCACGGCGCCAACUUUCUCGUCGCCCGCCACCUCCGCCGGAUCGCCUGCGCCGAGUGCCACGCCCUCGACGACGCCCGCAUCAUCUCCGGCGCCGGAUCGCCCCCCAUCCGCUCCCUCUGCGGCUCCUGCCGCCGCAGCCCUCCGGAAGAAACCGCCUCCUCGGAUUCCUCUUCGUGCGUCUCCACCGCCGAUUCGGAAUCGGCCCGGAGAGGAGCAGAGGAGCAGGGUAUUCUGGUCAAUUGGGCCCGGAGGAUGGGGCUGGGGGAUCCAGGCUCGAGGCGGUGCGCGGCGGCGGCGACGCGCGUGCUGCGCGCGUGCUCGGGUAAAAUGACGGCUACGCCCCUCCGGGUUGGCCUGGCGGCCGCGCUCUGGUUCGCCGUGAAGAGACGCGGCACGUGCGAGGGGGCCAGGCUGAGGGCUCUGGAGUUGUGUUCUGGUGUGCCCGCCAAGCUUAUCGUGGUCGCCGAGUCAAGGCUCGCUCGGGCCGCGAGGCGAGCCCGAGUCGGCGAGGAGAAGGAGGGAUGGGCCGAGUGCCGCUGAGCAAGCGAAGACUAUUUGCGUCAGGGGUUUUUUUUCUUCUGGCACGUGUGAGUUUUUGGUGAUAUAUGUUCUUGUUUUUAGAGGUUUAUCGGUAGUUUUUGUAUAUAUUGCUUUUCCUUUAUCUCCCUCUGUCCCUUGUACAAAAGGAAAAAAUACAUGUAUUAGAGAUGAUAUGUGCUUAUUAAUCUCGAUAUGGCUGCUUAAGUUUGGUCUUUUGCAAU